Phalaenopsis equestris is the source of this 784-nucleotide messenger RNA. RefSeq lists its product as uncharacterized. NCBI's taxonomy places the organism in Eukaryota, Viridiplantae, Streptophyta, Magnoliopsida, Asparagales, Orchidaceae. The transcript has a single exon. The record is from RefSeq and is a predicted model, not a curated record. The coding region runs from base 86 to 733 and encodes 215 amino acids.
CCUGUUCAUCCCCACUAACCGAAGAGCUCCACUCUGCUCGACGAGAAAGAAAGCUCAACCAUUCUCCUUCAAUCUGAAUCUUCCCAUGGAAUCCGAAAUACAAACCCGAGCCCGACGUUUCCACCUCCUCCAACAAUUCCGUCUACACUUCCCCUACAUCGGAGCAACCGCCGCUCUCCUCCUCCUCUGCUACUCCUCCUUCUAUAUCCCCAUACCUCAGAAAAACCCCGGCGAUCUCCUCCGCCAUGCAGCCGCCAUCCUCAUCAGCCCCAGCUUCGUCUUUCUUCUCGGAAACGCAAUCAUCCUUCUCCUCUUGGCCGAAUCCCGCCAACUUUCAUCCUCCCCUGAAUCCAUCUCCUCUGAGUUUAACUACUGCGACAUGCCUUAUCCUUCGCCGCCUCACCUGGAGCCGACUGAAGAGUUACUGUUCGAGGAAAAGAAGGUUUGUACGGAGGUUAAUGCUUUUAGGCGGAGCCAAUCGGAGAAAUUUGAGCGAGUUCGGAAGCAGCCGGAGCUCCGGCGAGCUGAGACGGAGGUUUUGGAGAGGGGAAGAAGAGGGGCAUUGGCCCACGAUAGAGGAGAAUCGGAGGGAGAGGAAGAUGCGGAUCAUUUCCGGCGCACGAUAGAAGAGUUCAUCGCGAAGCAGCAGCGGUUUCUGAGGGAGGAGUCCUUGGCCGUGGUAUCGUUCUCCGAAGGAUUAGCCGACCCUUACGCUGUACCCACGCAAAAAUAAAAUGCAGUAUUUACAUAUAUAUCACUCGUUUCCUAUGUAUUUACGUUCCUG